ACAUACACACAGAUACAUGUACAUACACAGAAAUACACACGCACAGACACAUGUACAUACACACGCAUAGACACAUGUACAUACACAUAGACACAUGUACACACAUGUAUGUACAUACACACAAACACACACACACACCCCAUAAAAAGUUGCAGUACUUCCUUGUUCACUCACAGAGCCGGGUACUGCACUCUAGGGGGAGGCAGAGAGCACAGCACACACUCCUUCCUUUGCUUUCACUGCGCUCAGCUAUUAAGCAGUCUGACGGCUCCCAGUGCCACUGACAGAUCCGGCCUGAGCUCCGAGCCUGCUCAGCAAGACGGCCCUGGAGGACACACUUGCCCCCACCAUAAUUUCCACUCGCCAUUGCCGAGCAGGUGAGUGAAAAUUUCAAGCCCUGCCCUAUAUCACU
Messenger RNA from Staurois parvus, 412 nucleotides. The record is from the annotation of a GenBank genome assembly. NCBI's taxonomy places the organism in Eukaryota, Metazoa, Chordata, Amphibia, Anura, Ranidae.